This is a messenger RNA of Zingiber officinale, 1533 nucleotides long. RefSeq names its product ADP,ATP carrier protein 1, mitochondrial-like. The transcript has 4 exons. Gene Ontology annotation, molecular function: ATP:ADP antiporter activity. Gene Ontology annotation, cellular component: mitochondrial inner membrane. Lineage: Eukaryota; Viridiplantae; Streptophyta; Magnoliopsida; Zingiberales; Zingiberaceae. The record is from RefSeq and is a predicted model, not a curated record. Gene Ontology annotation, biological process: mitochondrial ATP transmembrane transport; mitochondrial ADP transmembrane transport. Bases 115 to 1260 code for a protein of 381 amino acids.
AAAUAUAUACGAGCCGUCGGCGGCCUCUUUGUCGUUGCUGAAGAGAAAAAAGCCUCUCCUUUUUCCUGGAGAAGCGUGGGCAGGCGCUUCGGAAGGGCCAUUCAUUGGCACGACAUGGCGGAUCAAAUUAAUCGCCCUACUGCAGUUCAUAAAGUUGUGGGUCGAGUCCACCUCAGAUCAAGCUUUUCUCAAGAUGCACAGGCCCACAACUGCAACUUGUAUAACCCUUUUUUGUAUGAACGACAAUUCACAGCAGCAAAUUACAUGAAUGGAGGGUUUCAGAAACCAUUGCCUGCCAUCACAUCUGUCUCACCUGUGUUUGCCCAUGCUCCUUCAGAAAAAGGCCUUGCUGGCUUUGCAAUUGACUUCCUUAUGGGGGGAGUUUCUGCCGCAGUGUCUAAAACUGCUGCAGCUCCCAUUGAACGUGUGAAGCUGCUGAUCCAGAAUCAGGAUGAGAUGAUCAAGUCUGGUCGCCUCUCUGAACCUUACAAGGGAAUUACAGAUUGCUUUGGCCGAACAAUUAGAGAAGAAGGUGCUUUAUCUUUAUGGAGAGGAAAUACAGCCAAUGUUAUCCGUUACUUUCCCACUCAGGCCCUGAACUUUGCUUUCAAGGACUACUUCAAGAGGAUGUUCAAUUUUAAGAAAGACAGAGAUGGGUACUGGAAAUGGUUUGCUGGAAAUCUUGCUUCCGGUGGUGCUGCUGGUGCCUCUUCUUUGUUCUUCGUGUACUCCUUGGACUAUGCCCGUACACGUUUGGCAAACGAUUCCAAGGCAGCAAAGAAGGGCGGGGAGAGGCAAUUCAAUGGUCUAGUUGAUGUUUACAAGAAGACCUUUCAGUCAGAUGGCAUUGCUGGACUAUACAGAGGGUUUAAUAUCUCAUGUGUGGGUAUCAUUGUCUACCGUGGACUUUACUUUGGAAUGUAUGAUUCUCUGAAGCCAGUCGUCCUUACUGGAAAGUUACAGGAUAGUUUCUUUGCAAGCUUUGCACUGGGUUGGCUCAUCACCAAUGGUGCCGGCCUUGCUUCAUAUCCCAUUGACACAGUCAGAAGAAGAAUGAUGAUGACCUCUGGAGAAGCAGUCAAGUAUAAGAGCUCCUUGGAUGCCUUCUCCCAAAUAUUGAAGAACGAGGGCGCAAAGUCCCUGUUCAAGGGUGCUGGCGCAAACAUUCUCCGUGCCGUCGCCGGUGCUGGUGUGCUUGCUGGUUACGACAAACUGCAGCUGAUUGUUUUCGGAAAGAAGUACGGCUCUGGUGGCGCAUAAAACCACCGCAACACAUGCCUUGCCCUUCCAUUACAUAUCUUGCAAUCCAAAUAAUUUUAGUCAGCUGGAGAAUCACCCUACAUUAUUUGGAGUUCUGUUCUCCAAAACAUUUUUAACUAUGAGCAUUUUUGCUUUAGUUUCUUUGCGAUGAUGGCGAGAAAUGUCGUCUUCCUGACUCAUUUUUAUCAGAAGAUGCAAUAAAAUGAUUAGAUUAUGUAUUAAAGCUGAACAAAUGGUUUUGGCACAGAUAAAUUUUGUUUUCACCCUUAAGGA